Drosophila erecta is the source of this 5103-nucleotide messenger RNA. RefSeq names its product ATP-binding cassette sub-family A member 3. Bases 11 to 5089 code for a protein of 1692 amino acids. Gene Ontology annotation, cellular component: membrane; intracellular membrane-bounded organelle. The record is from RefSeq and is a predicted model, not a curated record. The transcript is spliced from 11 exons. Gene Ontology annotation, molecular function: lipid carrier activity; ATP hydrolysis activity; ATP binding. Gene Ontology annotation, biological process: transmembrane transport; lipid transport. NCBI's taxonomy places the organism in Eukaryota, Metazoa, Arthropoda, Insecta, Diptera, Drosophilidae.
UGUAAAGUGUAUGCAAAUGCCUUGCCAAAUUUGCGAUGUAUUUUGGUUGCUGGUUUGGAAGAACUUUCAAAAACAAAAAGAAAACAAGCUAGUUUUAUUUCUGUCGAUUGUUUUGCCUGUGAUGUCGUCCUUAUUUCUGCUAUUCACUCGCUCCUCAAGUGAUUUAAAUAUGAGAGACUACUCGAUACGAGCACAAGCGGAAAUUUUGGAGUUCAGUUGGAGCUCACUCAUAGACAAAAUCGGCGAGAGACGCGUUAAAAUGGCAAAUAAGCAGCGAAAUUUCACAACAAACGUAUUCAUACCGGACAUUCAAGUGGCAUUCGCACCCAACUCAAGUGCUGCGUUGCGGAAACUGAUGAGCGACGCCUUAGGAAGACUUUCCAUACCCAAAGAUAAGAUUGCUGACUUUGGGAACUGCAAUGACAUGCGCACCCACGCCGCCGCCGAACAUUAUUUGGCAAGUGUCUGCUUCCGGAAUGUGGAUGGGUCACUGAAUGGCCUGCCUACCGUGCUGCACUUUGCGAUAAUUCUGCCGUCAGAGCUGCGCAACUACGAGAAGAACUGGAUCGGCGACAGCUGGAAGGAAACCAGCACCCUGAUGGAUCGUGAUGACCAGGAGGACGACGAGUUCGACGAGGAUGGCUACACGGACUACAUGGGGGAGGGCUUUGUGCCGCUGCAGUACCACAUCAGCAUGGAGUUCCUGAGAAGCACAGUUUCCAAAAUGGACAAGUUACCGAAAGUCCUUAUGCGUCGAUUCAAUGAGAAUCCCAAUGUGCUGCUCUCCGAAGAAAUUGGAACUUCGGUCAUACUGCUGGUUCUUCUGGGUUUCAUGUUCCCGGUGGCCACUUCAGUUGCGAUGAUCGUUGAGGAGCGCGAGCUGGGACAACGUUAUGUGAUGGAGAUGCUCAACGCCAGCGCAACAUUGCAAAUGGCAGCGUGGUUCUUCAGUGUCUUCAUACAUUUCCUGAUUACUUCUGUGCUCAUCACAAUUUUACUAAAGAUUGAAUGGAAUGGAGCGACGGCAGCUAUGAAUAAGUGCCCCUGGUCCAUAUUGCUAUUCUUCCUCACCUCGUAUGGAUUCUCUGUGACCAGUUUGAUAAUACUAAUGACAUCGGCCAUGUGCAGACUGAAAGUGGCUAUGGUCAUGGUACCGGUUAUAUGGAUUCUACUGGCCCUGCCGCUUCUGCCGAAGAAGGAACUCCUGUCCGAUGGACCGGAUAUAUUUUACGGAUUCGCCACCGUGUUUCUGUGCAACGUAUCAUUUAGUCGGGGUCUUGCAAAGAUCUUUUACAUCGAGGACUACACGCUGGAAGUAACCAUAGGAAAGUAUUUGCUGUACAAAGUCAGUAGCUCUGAUUUCGGACUCUUUGUACCGAUCGUUUGUUUCUAUGUACAGACAAUAAUUUGCAUCCUAUUCGCGUUUUUUUUCGAAAAUAACGCCUACGUUUGGCUUGCAGUUCGUAUUAAGAAACUGCUGAAAAGGUCCACUGCUAUAAGGCGGGUGGUGGGAAGGUUGGAACACGAAAUCCCUGAAGUUAAUUCAUCAAAAACUCCACGUAAGGCUUGCAUCGAGUUCCGUGGCGUAUGGCAGAGGUAUUUCAAAUCGACGUUUGUGGUGCAAGACUUUACACUGAACGUGUAUUCCGGUGAAGUGGUAGCUCUACUGGGCCACAACUCAUCGGGAAAGAGCACCAUCGUAAAGAUCUUAUAUGGACUGAUAAAGCCUACGCUUGGCGAGAUCUACCUCUCCGGUUACAACAUAGUCACGCAAAGAAAAGAGGCCCUGAAAAAUUGCGCAAUUUCCAUGUCGUACAAAACCCUGUUCACCGAGUUCGUAGUGCUCGACCAUCUGAUGUUUUUCUCCAGGCUGCGGGGUCUCAAGAAGAUUGAGGCCCAGCGAGAGGCUAAAACAUUUCUCCGAUAUCUAAAGUUCGAGGAUUGGGAAAACACUCCGGUUAGUGAACUGACCAUGGGACAGAGGAGAGUGGUGCAGUUUCUAUGCGCUUUCGCUGGCGGCACCCAGAUUGUCGUUCUCGACAAGCCGUUCGAUGGAAUUGAUGAGCCCCGCACCAGUUUGUUCUACAGUUUCAUACUGAAUCAAAAGGAGAACCGGUCCAUUUUCUUCACCUCCAAUAGUCAAAAAGUGGCCACCGUAAUCGCCGAUCGGAUUUUCGUUCUUUCCAAGGGCAAUCUCCAGGCAUUUGGGACUGAAAAGAGGCUGUGCAGGACUUUGAACGAGGCCUAUCGCUUGAUUCUUUUCGGCAACGAGAACUGCAAUAUCCAGGAGGUGCACCUGUUCCUGGCGAACUUUAUACCGGAAAUUGAGAUGGACUCCACCUUGGGUGACUCCGCAUCCUUCGUUGUCAAGCACAGAAACCAUACCGAACUUAUUCAGUUGAUCGACAACCUGACCAGAUUCAAAAAUGAACUAAACGUAUACAGCUUCGAAAUUCAUCAGUGCAGCAUUGACGACAUUUUAAUCAGCUUGUACACGCGUGAGAAAAAGUCGAGUCUUGGCUUUGAAGAGUCCAGAUUCCAAACAUUUGCAGCGAGCAGGCUGACCGCAAAGAGGAGAUUUGUAACCCCGAUCCUGCAUUUUCUGGAGGAGAUUCGGCAGCUGCUGACCGCCGAUACCCGAAACUGGUUUCUACCACUUCUGAAACUGACGCUGCCAUCGAUUGUGGUUGCCUGGACACUAAGUAUGCCAUAUUUCUGGUACAACUGCCGGCAACCAGGACACAUUGCCUUUCCCAUGUCCGAUCACAGAAAUGGCAUCAUACUAUUGCAAAAGAGUUCCCUACAAGGGGAACUACUAGCGGCAAGUGAGGAGUAUGCCAAAGUGGGGGUCACAGUGGUGGAGAAGGCGGUUGAUUUGACGACCUAUAUCUAUGACUACGAAUAUGACAACAGUUUGUUGUCGGACUUGGAUAUUCUGGAGGCGGCCAUAUUCUCAGAUGGCCAGAUCGGGGUGCUCUUCAAUGCGAAGUGGCCGCACACAGCUCCAGAUAGCUUGGCUCGGGCUAUGAACUCGCUGGCAGUUGCCUUCAUCGGUGCCGAGUCGGGCAUAAGGGUGGAACUGGAAGUGCUGCCCUUCGCGACCAUCCACACGCUGCAACUGCAUCUGAAUAUCGAUGGAUACGACCUGAUAUUCGCCAGCUGCCUGAGCUUCUGCUUCUGCUUCAUCUGGAGCAUACCCCUGCUCUACAUGACCCUGAGCAAGGCCGGUCGCUACAACUACGUGGAACUGAUUGCCGGCAUGCGGACUAUCGUACUGAUCCUGGCCUUCCUGACAUACGAUCUGUUGAUGGUGCUCUUCGCCCUGCUACCCAUAAACAUAGCCGUCAUAUUCUUUCACUGGGACUUGCUAAUGGAUGCCAACAUUCACAUGUACAGUGUCUAUGUCAUGUUCAUUAUUGCUGUGUGUGUGUUCAGCUUGAAUUUCUUGAUAUCCAUCUUGCCGAUCUCGGAUAUGCCAUUCGUGUAUCUAAAGGUGCUCAUUGUGUACUCAUUGGGCAUCUUGGUCUACAUAGCAGUGAAUGAACUGCGGCCAUUUACGGAUCCCAACAAGGCCUAUUUCCUUUUGCUGGACUUCCAUCCGUUCUAUGCCCUCUUGCACAACCUCAUGCGCAUUGCCAGCAUUUCCGAGAAGAUUUGGCUCUGCAGCGAUCGGCAAAUUUAUGAGACUAGUGUUCAUGCGGACCAGUGCCUCACGAUUCCCAAUUGUUGUGAUGCCGAUGCACGGAAGUUCUACUACUUCCGAUACCUGUGCUGUGUGUAUAUCCUGAUUGUCGUGGUGUGGAUCGCGAUUUUCUUAGUCCUCAAAUCGCAUAUGGUGAAGCGAAGGCCACGACAAGCGAAGUAUUUUUGGGAUAGUGAUCCGGAUAGCAAAUACGACCAGAACAUCCUGCACAUUAUGGAGCCCAACGAGCUGGAGAACACCUGGAUCCUGGAAAAAUCGCGUGUUAGCACCCUCGAACGCAACUACAUAGAAUCAAAAGCUCUGCAUGUGGAGCAUUUGAGCGUGUUCUUUGGCCUGAGAGCCGCAAUCAAGCACAUCGACAUCAUGGUCAAUCGCUAUCAGGUCUUGAGCGUUUUUGGCGCCAACGGAACCGGGAAAACUGUGCUGUUGAAGGCGAUCCUCGGAAUUUACACUCCCAGUUCGGGACGCAUAAUCACCUCCAACAAGGUGCCAUUCAAGUCGGAAGGCUCGGAAGCCUGCCAUAUGAUGGGUUACAGUGCCCAGGAAUUUCCAGUGAGGCGAUCGAUGACCAUAUUGGAGACGUGGGUCCUCGUACUGCGCAUUCGACGCUCCAAGAGGUUUUCCUUUAGGAAGGAGGCCACGGAAUUGUGCAAGAUCUUCGGGCUGUACAAGUAUCGCUACAACUCGCUUUCCAUCUGCAGUCAGGGCGUACUGAAAAGACUGAGCAUCGGCAUAGCCCUCAUAAGCGAUGCCGAACUCAUUUUGCUGGACGAUCCCUUUACCCAUCUGGACCUUAUGUCGCAGCGCAACAUGCUGCACAUCAUCCACGAUCUGCGCAGGCGUGGCCACACUGUGAUCUAUACCUGCAACGACACCGAGUUCUCCACGCCCGCGCUCCGAAUGGCUACCUUGAGCUAUUCAGGAAUCACAGUGAUUGGCGAGCGCGAGGAGCUACAGCAGAACUACUACUCAUCGUACUACAUGGUGGAGUCGAGAAUCCACUUGGUCGAGAUGGGCAGUCCCAUUGAUUUCGAUUCGCAAUCGACGGAAGCGAAUGAGGACAUUGUGGUGGCCACUUGGGAGAUAUUUCGGCAUAAGCAUCAGGAGCUCUCCACGGCUUGCAAUGACAACGAGGAUAGAUGGAAGUACCUAAAGCUGUGCGGACUCAUCGAAAAAAUAUUUCCACAUGCCAUUAUCAAGAAUGUUAGUUUUCCCAAGGUCUGCUUCUGGCUGUCCAGUCACAUGUACCCCAUGUCAAAGAUCGUCGAUGCCCUGCAUCGUAACAAUCACAUUUUCUAUUCCUUCUCAGUGUCUCAGCCAUCAGUAAACUCAGUGUUCCUUAGCAUUGCUACGCAGAAAAUACCCAAGGAUACAUUUACCUUCUAAGCGUUAUAUGUAAG